Leptidea sinapis is the source of this 1514-nucleotide messenger RNA. RefSeq lists its product as uncharacterized. The record is from RefSeq and is a predicted model, not a curated record. Gene Ontology annotation, cellular component: nucleus. The coding region runs from base 331 to 1419 and encodes 362 amino acids. Lineage: Eukaryota; Metazoa; Arthropoda; Insecta; Lepidoptera; Pieridae. The transcript has 3 exons.
UUCAUGCAAUCGAGUGAAUCGCUUUUUUCUUAGAAUAAUGUGAAUAUUGUAAGGGUUAUUUACCUUUAAAGAUUAUUCUAAGGUUAUUUACUUGUUAUUACCACCUUUUACUAAAAUAAAUAAAUCACAGAGUACUUUUAUUUUUAACUGUGAAAUAUAUACUUUGGCCUUUUGAGUAAACACCGCAAAAAUCCAAAUUGCUGGUAAUUAAAUAUUAAUUGAAUUGUGCCAUAAAGUGUUGGAACUUAUUUUAAAUUACUGCUAUGCCCAGUUUAUUGUACUGUUUCUUUCUGAUCCACUAAUGAUAAAGAUUGUUAUUUUAAAGCCAAUAUGUUCGCAUUACAAGCGCGACGAAUUAUAAGUCUUAGUAAUAAAUUAAUAGUUCGAAAACUAAGAAACAGAAAGCUACCUGGCCCGAAUCCUGGUUUAGACGAACGUUUGACAGCAUUUAAAAAGGAUGGAGUUAAAAUAGAUGAAGAUGACGCCGAAGAAUUUAUCGAAGGGUCGGAAGGAACUUUUUUUAAUGUAGAUGAAGCAUAUAACAAACACAUGAAUGAGUCAUUAGGUAACAAUGAAAAUUUGCGUUACCAAAUUGUCAAAGAAAAAUACUUUAAAGAAAGUCUGCCAAACUUUCUCACAUGGAGUGAAAAAGAACAGAUUCGUCACUUAGCUAAUACAAUGCCAAAUGAGUGGACACCAGAAAGAAUAGCAGAAAGUUUUCCUGUCACUAAAAAUGUGGUUAAGAAAUUAUUAAAAUUUCCAUGGAAACCAGCUACAGAACAAAGAAUAGCAAGACACGAUGAAUCUGCAAUGAGAAAUUGGAGGGAACUAAAUGAAGGUACAUUGAACAUACCAGAAACUUUGAGACAACAUUUUCUCAAGUUUUCUCACAGAACUAUACCACCAUUAAACAAGUCUUCUAUCAAAGAAGAUUUAACACAAGAAAAAAUAGGUGAAUAUGAAAGUAUCAUAAGAAGAUGUGCAACUAAUGAAUAUGUUAAUGAAAGUAAUGAUGAAAUAAAUCCAAAAAUACAUGUGAACAUUGAAAAAGCUAAAGACAAUUCUAAAGUAACACUUGAUGAAUUAGCUAAUAAAAUCAAAAAAAGAUUAGAAGAAGGUGAUGUGAAUUUGUCAGAUAAGAUAAUUAUUGAUUCAAUUAGCCAUCUACCUAAAGAUGAUGUUUCUAAUGAUAAUAUUCAGUUGCAAACUGAUUCUCAUGAAGAAAAAAAUCUGGCAGAGUUUAAAGAAGAUCCUAAAGGCAUCCAGCAAUCAUUUGUAGGAACCAGUUACCCAGAGAGAAUAAGAAUACCAAAGAAUGCAUAUAAAAGAGAUGCCACAUACAAAGUUAAUGAUUGUUUCUAUGAUUAUGAUGGAAGGUUUUUGUAUCGAGUCAUUGGUAUGACCGGGAAUAAAAGUUAGUUACAAUUUAUUUUAGUAAUAAUUAGUUUAUAGUUAUUAAAUUGCUGAUCAGAAAUAAUCAUAUUCUAAAAUAAAACAACAACGAAGAAGCUUUA